AUGUGCGACGUCCCGCCCGGCGUCCCGUACGACGUCCUCGUCACCGGCUCCGCCGGCCACCUCGGAACCGCCCUCAUGCUCCGCCUGCCCGAGCUCGGCUUCACGCCCCUCGGCGUCGACGUCGUCCCCUCGGACUCGACCACGGCCGUCGGCUCCGUCGCCGACCGGCCCUUUGUCGCCCGCCUCCUCGCCUCCCACCCCGUCAAGCACAUCCUCCACGCGGCGACGCUGCACAAGCCCCACGUCGGCACCCACGCCAAGUCGGACUUUGUCGACACAAACGUCACCGGCACCCUCGUCCUGCUCGAGGAGGCGGCCCGCCUCGGCGACGCCGUCGAGAGCUUCGUCUUCUUCAGCACCACGAGCGCCUUUGGCCGAGCCCUGAGCCCCGAGCCCGGCCACCCCGCCGUCUGGAUCGACGAGUCGGUCGUGCCCGUGCCCAAGAACAUCUACGGCGUCACAAAGGUCGCCGCCGAGGACCUCUGCGCCCUCGUCCACCGCCAGACCGGCAUGCCCGUCCUCGUCCUGCGCCUGAGCCGCUUCUUCCCUGAGGAGGACGACGACGACGACCGCCGCGCCGCCCUCGCCGACGACAACCUCAAGGUGCUCGAGCUCGCCUACCGCCGCUGCGACAUUGCCGACGUCGUCUCCGCCGCCGCCUGCGCCAUGAAGCGCGCCCGGGCCCUCGGCUGGGCCAAGUACAUCAUCAGCGCGCCGCCGCCCUUUGCCAACGACGCCGAGACGCUCGCGGCCCUCGAUGCCGACCCGGCCGCCGUCUUCGCCCGCGUCUGCGACGCCGUCGACGCCGUCUUCGAGGAGCGAGGCUGGAAGCACCUCGACCGCGUCGAUCGCGUCUACGACUCGGCCAAGGCCGUGCGGGAGCUCGGCUGGCGGCCCGAGUACACGUUUGAGAGGGCCGUCGAGAGGCUCGCCGACGGUCGGCCCUGGCGGAGCGAGCUCGUCGACCUCGUCGGCCGCAAGGGCUACCACGCCUCGAGCACGGGCGUGUACACAAAGUGA
Molecule: messenger RNA, 1020 nt
Organism: Drechmeria coniospora
Lineage: Eukaryota; Fungi; Ascomycota; Sordariomycetes; Hypocreales; Ophiocordycipitaceae
Product: oxidoreductase
Exons: 1
Coding region: 1-1020 (339 amino acids)
Molecular function (GO): dTDP-glucose 4,6-dehydratase activity
Source: RefSeq, a predicted model, not a curated record